This is a messenger RNA of Cladophialophora immunda, 7234 nucleotides long. RefSeq lists its product as uncharacterized. Gene Ontology annotation, cellular component: nuclear RNA-directed RNA polymerase complex; nucleus. Gene Ontology annotation, biological process: regulatory ncRNA-mediated heterochromatin formation. Gene Ontology annotation, molecular function: zinc ion binding; helicase activity. The record is from RefSeq and is a predicted model, not a curated record. The transcript has 3 exons. Bases 118 to 6135 code for a protein of 2005 amino acids. Lineage: Eukaryota; Fungi; Ascomycota; Eurotiomycetes; Chaetothyriales; Herpotrichiellaceae.
UGCCAGCCAUGAUCACUGGGUGCGCCAGCCUCACUACCGUGGAUUUUGCUCUCAUCAAAACAGCAUCUUCUGACCUUCUGUCUGUUCCGCCUUAAGCGAGAGGCACGGUCCAGCAUCAUGCGCAAUUGGGGCCGUGGAAAAUCUUUCCAAGACGCUGGGGGAAGAUUUGGGAGAGUGAAUAAUCUUUACAAAGGCACGGAACGAGGAUGGGGCAAGCACCAAACACCCCGCGGAUUGUGUCGAGAGUUCCAAAGGACCGGUCUGUGCAGAUUCGGGGCAAGGUGCAAAUUCUCUCAUGAUCGCUCUGCGGAAGAGAGUGGCGAGCGUCCCCAACAAGCGCGACCACCAAGGGUCGAAGAGACCGACGAACAACGGCGGGCCAAGGAUGACUACCACUCCUGGAGAAGGCUCCUCAAGACGCCCCCACGAUCAGACGACACAUGGACGAUGCAACAGUUAUGGGACGAGGCGCUUGCAAUACUAACUGGGGAUGAACAAGAAUGGAAGCAGACGCUCCCGAGGGACCUGGAUAACGAAGACUACUACGGUCGCGAGCACAUCCGGACGCUGCUAAACAGGCGAACCAGUUCUGGGGACCACGGCGGAUUUGUUCGACUCGUCCAACCUUUCCUCCUCGUCGUCACGCAUUCGGCUCUCCUAGAUUGCCUCUCCGUGGAUACAUUUGUAGGGGCUCUGUAUAACUUUAUCGGUGGCCCGAAUGGCAAUCGGGCAAUACCUUUCUUCCAGCAUCUGUGCGAGGCCGUGGUCCAUACACACCUUGAUGGUAUGUCCGCGGCCAGGGCCUCACCACUGGAAACAACGCUCAUCGCCGCAUCGACCGCCCUCCGCGAGCUCGUCAGAAGAGAGCCACGGGUCAGAUUCAACGAUGACCUUCCGGUUCUACUCGACUCUCUGGAAGGUGCCGUGCGGUUCAUCGCUGAAGACGCGCGUUCACAAGUUUCCCCAAUUGUACUUGGCCACAUGAGCGAGGUAGGAGCAGUGGUCUCUCGUGCCAAAGGUUUAUUGGUCCAGGAGGGCGAACAGCAAGAAGCGCUGCCUACCGGGACAGCAACAUCGAGGUAUCCCCAUACCUUGGUCAUGCCUCGAGAUCGCCACGACAACGACAAGGCGGACAUGACCAAAAUCAAGAUCUUCCCGACCCGCGCGGAGAUUCUGAGCGACGAGCCUGAGUUUUUGCCGUCCACCGACCCGGACGUGGCCCAUUUCCUCGACGACCAAGCUGAGCGUCACCUAGACACGCACUUCCGCCUGCUUCGGUAUGACACGUUUGGUGAAUUGAAAGACCUGCUCGGUGGUCUCAUGCAGGCCGUGGAGGACGACCCCACCAACCCAAAGCUGAAUCUUGGUGAUUUCCGAGCUCACCAAUACGCCGACGCGUACAUCAACUACGUGUCCUUUGAUAGUCGCCGAGGGCUCGAACUGGACCUGUCAUUUACGAUGCCCACCGCCGCACGCAAGAAAUCCAGCUCCGAAAGACGGAAAUGGUGGGAAGAAUCGAGACGGCUUGUCGAAGGCGUCCUCCUCUCCUUCAUUGCAUGUCAGCAGGGCGAGGUUCAACAUUUGUUCUUCACCGUGACUCGAAAACACACAGACACUGGUAAGGGUCAUCAUCUCGCCAUGAAAGACCAUCAAGGCACGAUUACCGCCAAGCUAGCGAGUCACGAUCAGAGGGAUGUCGAAUCGGCACUGCGCCUGAGCUGCUACAAGGCACGCGGGCGACUGAUCGAGUUUCCCGGCAUCCUGCCCGCCACCUUCACUCCCAUACUUGAAAAUUUGCAGGACAUGCAGCGGCUGAGCCGACUGCCAUUCCGCCGAUGGAUUCUGCCUGACAGGAUGAGUGACCUGCAAGAAACAACCAUGAUCAGCAUUCCCCCACCGCUGUACGCCCGAAAACCCGGUUUCAUCUAUUCCUUGAACUCUCUUCUCACGCCCGGCCGUCUCGAUGACGGGGCCAUCUCUAUCGACCCAGCUUCGUCCGCAAACGAUUCAACAAUCGUCGAUCAAAUGGAAGCUCGGACAAGUUUGGAUCGUGGCCAGUGUCGCGCGUUGCUUGUGGCACUGACCCAGGAGUUCGCGUUUAUUCAGGGCCCGCCCGGCACUGGGAAGUCGUACUUGGGCAUUCAGCUGAUGAAAGUCCUCAUGCAAUGCAAGCAAACCGCCGAUUUAGGACCCGUGGUUGUCGUCUGUUAUACGAACCACGCUUUGGAUCAGUUCUUGGAACAUUUACUCAUGAUCGGUGUGAACAAAAUUGUCCGGAUCGGAGGCCAGAGCCAGUCGAGCCUGCUGGAAGACCACAACCUUCGGAAGGUAUCUCAAACCGAGGCGAAGACCAGGUCGGAAAGGGGUCUCCUUGCCAAGCACUAUGAUGCACUGGACCUUGAGGAAACCCGCAUCAAAGCCGACCUUGGCAGAAUACAUGGUGUACGGAAGCGAGGGAACUGGUCCCAUUUCCGACACCAUCUUGAGCGAAAGUAUCCACGUAUCUGCGCCCAGUUUCGGCAGAUUGAUGAGGACGGAUUCCAGGCCGUCCGCCCUCAUCCCUUCGAGCGGUGGGCGCCACCUGGAAAGUCGUUCACGCGACCAGGAACCAUGAACGAGGCUAAUUUCCUGGUCGGAGACCAGCAGCUAGAUGCCGUCCUUCAGAAGGCUCAAACCAACGUUUACUCGUUGCUACCACAAGAAAGACGUAUGCUGGUGGAAUUCUGGAGUCAGGAGAUUCAUGACGACGCACUAGACGAUCUCUUCGAAAAAGUGAAGAGGACCGAUUUCACGCAACGGCAGUUGACCAAUAUCUAUGAUGAGGUCGACCGACGGGUUUUGCAACAGGCCGAUGUCAUUAGCAUCACGACGACGGGCCUCGCCAAACGGAUUUCGACCCUGAAGCGCGUAAAAUGCAAGGUCGUCGUGUGUGAAGAAGCGGGGGAGGUCAUGGAAGCGCACAUGAUUUCUGCGUUGCUUCCCACCAUCGAACAUUUCAUCCAAAUUGGCGACCAUGAGCAGUUGCGCCCGCAGAUCAAUAAUUUCGUCGCCUUGUCACUGGAGAGCAGGCAGGGUGCGUUGUAUCAAUUAGACCGCAGUCAAUUUGAGCGACUCUCGGUCGGCCAGCCGGGGAGGCCCAGGAUGCCGGUCGCUCAGCUCAAUGUCCAGCGGCGGAUGCGGCCAGAGAUCGCAUCACUGGUUCGGGAAACUCUUUACCCCGGCUUAUCGGACCACGCGAGCACCGCCGGUCUCCCGGACGUUGUUGGCAUGCGAAAGAAUCUCUUUUGGCUUGACCACAAUCAUUUGGAGGAGGGCCAACACUCCGAAACGCACCAUAAAUCACAUUCGAACGUGUGGGAAGUGGAGAUGGUGCAUGCGCUAGUCCGCCAUGUCGUCCGUCAGGGAGUGUACGACAGCAGCGACGUCGCCGUCUUGACCCCGUACACCGGGCAACUUCAAAAGCUCCGUUCCGCCUUGCGAGCCGAUUUCGAGAUCGUUCUCAGUGACCGGGACCAAGAUGCGCUAGAGAAAGACGGAUUCGGCCUAGGAGCCACCGGUCCGGGAGAGACCGGCAGGGACGACCAGUCCGGUCAGCAGAGGAAGGCGCCUUUGGAGAAGAAGAAGCUCAGCGAACUCCUCCGGGUCGCGACCGUCGAUAACUUCCAGGGUGAAGAAGCCAAGGUUAUCAUCGUGUCCCUGGUGAGGAGCAAUAACGCGAAUAAGGUGGGCUUUCUCAGGACGACGAAUCGGAUCAACGUUCUCCUCAGUCGCGCGCAGCAUGGUAUGUAUCUCAUUGGCAACGUGGAUACUUAUUCGAACGUCCCCAUGUGGGCCAAAGUCAUUGACCUGCUCCGGGCCUCGGACUCCGUCGAUACCUCCUUGGGCCUUUGCUGCCCUCGGCAUCCAGAUACGCCCAUCCAAGUUUCGGAGCCCGAGGAUUUUCCCAGGCUGAGUCCGGAAGGGGGAUGUCGGUUGGCCUGCCCCUGGCGUCUGGGCAACUGCGGUCACAUGUGUCAGGCCAGAUGCCAUUCAGAAAGCAUGCACAGUGUGUUUUCAUGUCCACAACCGUGUCAACGCCGCCACGAACCGUGCCAGCAUGCAUGUCAGAAACAAACUUGCGGGGAGGAUUGUGGAAAGUGUCAGGUCCGAUUGCAGGACGUCCAGCUGCCCUGCGGCCACUUGAAAGACGACGUCUUAUGCCACCUCGCACAAAACACUGCGACCAUCUAUUGCAAGAGUCUCGUACCUAAGAAAGCCCCUGGGUGCGAUCACACCCUGGAAGUGGCCUGCUCGCUGGACGUGGCGUCGGAUCGUUUCCGAUGCACCACGGCUUGCGCCACCAUCCUUACUUGCGGCCACCCCUGUCCCGGUACUUGUGGGGAAUGCAACACUUGGACCGGACCGGGCGAACGUGUUGUUUCUCAUAAAAAGUGUGAGAAAGUCUGCGGGAGGCCGUUUGGGACUUGUAAUCACACGUGUCGCAAACGCUGUCACGAUGGCAAUGAUUGUGGUCCCUGCCUGUCUUUUUGCGAGGUCCGCUGUCAACACUCCCAGUGUACGCGGCGAUGCGGGGAAGCGUGUGCUCCAUGUGUCGAAAGGUGUACGUGGUCUUGUGAGCACCAGGGGGGAUGCACCAUGCCCUGUUCAGCUCCCUGCAACAGAUUACCAUGCGACCAGCGCUGCUCCAGAGAACUCCCCUGCGGUCACCAAUGCCCGGGAGUGUGCGGCGAGACUUGCCCCAAGGAUUACUGCCACCGGUGUGGCACGAAGGAAGGCGCCCGAGUGGAUCUCCUCGAGAUGACAACGUACGCCGAAGUGGAUGUGAACAAAACACCGAUCGUCGUUCUCGGAUGCGGCCACUUCUUCACCACAGAAACCCUUGAUGGCCUGGUAGGGAUGUGUGAUGUCUACGUCACCGACCAGGCCGGCCGAUACGCAGGGCUUGCAGAUAUAUCCGGCGCUCUGGCCAGCAGGAUUCCGAAGUGCCCCGAUUGUCAACGUCCGGUGAGACAGUAUGUCACGCAGCGGUACAACCGCUUGAUCAACCGGGCGGUUAUCGACGAAAUGUCCAAGCGGUUCCUCGUCAAUGGGAAGAUGGAGCUGAGCGGACUCGAACGCCAGGUCGAUGAAUUGGAAAAAGAAUUCAAGAACACUCUUUUGGAGAUGAUCCGCGCCAUCACUGAGCGCGAUCGAGCGAGGCAGGUGGAAAAGGUUGCCCAACAGGUCCAAACUCGAUACGAAUCAUCUCGUCGGCUGGGAAAAGAGAUCAGCGCCUUCCUCAGAAAGGUCGCCGAUCAUCAUCAGCCCGCCCACAAACUCCACCAGGCAAUAGUCCACGCCGUCGCCACCAGGGUGGACAAUUCGAAAUCUCCCGAUGAGGCAAUGGCAUCCCUAAGUAUCGCGGACACAACCGACCCAGUGGCUCCGGUCGAGCGCGACCGCCGCAUUACGCUUGGUGGGCGAAUGGUGGAGACCAAGGCCGAAUGCAUCGUCCUCGAAGACAAGUUCCACAUUGCGUCCGCGGCCAAGUCCGCCGCAGCCUCGUGGUCCGCCGACACGAGCGCCCCUGCAAUAAAAUGGGCCAUGGCCGGCGGCUCUCCCGAGAAGCUUACCAAGCCUUUCCUCCAGAUCUGCGCGACGCUCAUCAGAGAUUGCAACACUGAGAGUCUUCCCAAGCUUGCGGUCGAAGCUUCGCUGUACUUUGCGAGAAUUGUGCAGCUGUAUCGGUCCUCUGGGUUGUCUGGCUGCAAUGACGACGGGAAAGCCACACGCUACGCGAACGAGGCAAGAGAGUUACUAGGAAAGGCUGUCGAGCUCUGCGACCAGCCGUUCCAGAACGCCGAGCAGCUGAAAACGGCGGCCGAGGAGAGUAUCAAGUUGCUAGGAAGGGAAUGGUACGAACCCGUCACUUCCGCCGAGCUCGCCUCCAUCAAGCAGGCGAUGGUAGGCGGGUCGAAGGGAAUGGCAACGCACUCGGGCCAUUGGUAUAAUUGCAUCAACGGACAUCCGUUUGCUAUCGGCGAAUGUGGGAUGCCCAUGGAGCAUGCUCGUUGCCCAGAAUGCGGAGCACCCAUUGGAGGAUCGAAUCAUCAAGCUGUUACGGGCGUCACUCGUGCUACGGAAAUGGAGGGGUGACGAGGUUGUUUGUGCAGCAGCAUUGUGCUUGCGAACUGACCAACCAGAAUGACUCCCGGCAAAUGUCCAGUCCUCGAUGCCGCAGCCUCCAGGUAUUCCUGCGGCUUACCGUUCUGGAAGAAGCCGUAGAGACCCAGUACUCUCAUUUCGGGAAACAAACAGGGGCCAUGGCUUCGUAGCAAUGGUACCCCGGAAGGGCUGUGAGAAAAUGCAUUCCUGCUGCACUUACAAUCUCCAAGGUGUGUCGGGCCCGGAAGGCUCCCUUGGGACCAGCACGUCCGGAUCUGCGCUAUGCCACCAAUCCCUUUUUCAGCUCACUACCCGACUUGACGAUACACACAAUGAGCGCGGGCUUGUGGCGAUUUGCGCGAAGUGUAGGCGACCGAUAGUCUCUCGCCGCGAGUCGCGCCACCGAAACCCACCCCAGCAUUGCGGCCCGAGGACUUGUGUGCUUUGCGCCGUGUGCGAUCGAAGAGACCCGAUUAAGUGCUCUGGCCCGGCCUUCCAAGUUUUUUGCUCUUCAUCUUGCACCCUAGGCCCUUCCCCGCGAUGGAUCCCCGGGCAAAUCACUGGGCAAUUAACACGCCACCCUAUGGUCGCAAUCCCACCUGCUCAGAACAGACAGAGAGAAGAAUUACAGUACGAACCGAUAACAGCAAUGACGGACGACCCGUUCUAUACCUGUCCAGCCUGGGGAAAGUUCUCCUGUUUCCCGGACACGAGUGGCACUCAUCUUGAGAAUCCUGUUUGUGACUGUCCAAGUUUUCAUUUAAGCCGCGACUACAGGUUGCCGGAGAAAAAGACGAACAAGUCAUUCCGCGGGCGUUGCACUUUACUUGUGCCGUUGGAGGGUGUGAUUAUUUUGAUUAUAUGCGAGAGAUGGCAGCGGAAAAAUAGUGGCAUUACGUGGAGGCACAUUGCAGAGGCAAAGGAUGGUUGAGGCAGGCUUACAAGGCAUGUUUGCUCCUCAAGUGAGUACGCUCUACGCAGCGGUUGGGAUUACAAUCCUUGCUCGUGCAAUGAAUAACUCGCCAUGCCGCAUGUUUUCGCGUGGCGCAUUUUCAGCUACGUCCCCUCUAUGACCAUAAGUACCACACUG